UGUUCAGCCAUUUCAGGGGCUGGAGCGGCGCCGCGAGGAGCUGUGCAGGGAGAGGUCGGGCCGCCCCCUCGCCACUCCCCUGCCGCCGGGCUCUGGGAUGGUGUGGGCUCCUGGCAGUGUGGGACGCACCGGGGAAAGGCGGACGGCGGCGCCGGCGGCCCCGAGGCGGCCCGGGCGGGCGGAGCCGUGCCCGGCGCUAGGACCCAGCAGGACGCAAGGCGGCUCUUCGGGCCGGAUCACAAAUUCGUCGUGACUCAGUCUCUGCUCGGCGCGGAGGCAGCGGGAGCAGACAGCCAAGAUGGAGUACGAGUGGAAGCCUGACGAGCAGGGGCUCCAGCAGAUCCUGCAGCUUCUCAAGGAGUCCCAGUCCCCGGACACCACCACGCAGAGAGCCGUGCAACAAAAACUAGAACAACUUAAUCAGUAUCCAGAUUUCAACAACUACCUGAUUUUUGUUCUUACAAAGUUGAAGUCUGAAGAUGAGCCAACACGUUCUUUGAGUGGUCUUAUCUUGAAGAAUAAUGUAAAAGCGCAUUUUCACAACUUUCCAAAUGGGGUAACUGACUUCAUUAAAAGUGAAUGUCUGAACAACAUUGGUGAUUCCUCCCCCUUAAUUAGAGCUACUGUAGGCAUUCUGAUAACAACCAUUGCCUCAAAAGGGGAGUUACAGAAUUGGCCUGAACUCUUGCCAAAGCUUUGCAGCCUGUUGGAUUCUGAAGAUUACAAUACCUGUGAGGGCGCUUUUGGUGCUCUUCAGAAGAUAUGUGAAGAUUCUGCUGAAAUUUUAGAUAGUGAUGUGUUGGACCGGCCACUCAAUAUCAUGAUACCUAAAUUCUUGCAGUUCUUCAAGCACAGCAGUCCAAAAAUACGUUCUCAUGCAGUGGCAUGCGUCAAUCAAUUUAUCAUCAGCAGAACUCAAGCUCUUAUGUUGCACAUAGAUUCUUUUAUUGAGAAUCUUUUUGCGCUGGCUGGUGAUGAGGAACCUGAAGUACGCAAAAAUGUUUGCCGUGCUCUGGUAAUGUUGCUGGAAGUUCGGAUGGAUCGCCUGCUUCCUCAUAUGAUUAGUAUAGUUGAGUACAUGCUUCAAAGGACCCAGGACCAAGAUGAAAAUGUGGCUUUGGAGGCAUGUGAAUUUUGGCUCACUUUGGCUGAACAGCCGAUUUGUAAAGAGGUAUUAUGUCGGCAUCUUACUAAGCUGAUACCUGUGCUGGUAAAUGGUAUGAAAUAUUCAGAGAUUGAUAUUAUUCUGUUGAAGGGGGAUGUUGAAGAAGACGAAGCUAUUCCAGAUAGUGAACAGGAUAUAAGGCCUCGUUUUCAUCGGUCGAAGACAGUGGCUCAGCAACAUGAAGAAGAUGGUAUUGAAGAUGAUGACGAUGAUGAUGAUGAACUUGAUGAUGAUGAUACUAUUUCUGACUGGAAUUUAAGGAAAUGUUCUGCUGCUGCUCUAGAUGUCCUAGCUAAUGUAUUUCGUGAUGAGCUUCUGCCACACAUCUUGCCACUGUUGAAGGAAUUGCUCUUCCACCCUGAGUGGGUAGUGAAAGAAUCUGGUAUCCUUGUUCUUGGUGCAAUUGCUGAAGGCUGCAUGCAGGGUAUGAUUCCAUAUCUUCCAGAGCUAAUCCCUCACCUUAUUCAGUGCCUCUCUGACAAAAAGGCUCUUGUGCGCUCCAUUACAUGCUGGACUCUUAGUCGCUAUGCACACUGGGUAGUUAGUCAACCCCCAGACACAUACUUGAAGCCAUUAAUGACUGAGUUGCUAAAGCGUAUCUUGGAUAGCAACAAGAGAGUACAAGAAGCUGCCUGCAGUGCCUUUGCUACUCUAGAAGAGGAGGCUUGUACAGAGCUUGUUCCUUACCUUGCAUAUAUACUUGACACUUUGGUCUUCGCAUUUAGUAAAUACCAGCAUAAAAACCUGCUCAUUCUUUAUGAUGCUAUAGGAACCCUUGCAGAUUCUGUAGGUCAUCAUCUAAAUAAACCAGAAUAUAUUCAGAUGCUAAUGCCUCCAUUAAUCCAGAAGUGGAACAUGCUGAAGGAUGAAGAUAAAGAUCUCUUCCCUUUAUUAGAGUGCCUGUCGUCAGUUGCUACUGCCUUGCAAUCUGGCUUUCUUCCAUACUGUGAACCUGUGUACCAGCGUUGUGUAAAUUUGGUGCAGAAGACACUUGCACAAGCCAUGUUGCAUAAUGCUCAGCCAGACCAAUAUGAGGCUCCAGAUAAAGAUUUCAUGAUUGUGGCUCUUGAUUUACUCAGUGGUUUAGCUGAAGGACUUGGAGGCAACAUUGAACAGCUAGUGGCUCGCAGCAAUAUCCUGACACUAAUGUAUCAGUGCAUGCAGGACAAAAUGCCUGAGGUACGGCAGAGUUCUUUUGCAUUGUUAGGUGAUCUGACAAAGGCAUGUUUUCAGCAUGUUAAACCUUGCAUCGCUGAUUUCAUGCCAAUUUUGGGAACCAACCUAAACCCUGAAUUCAUUUCUGUGUGUAACAAUGCCACCUGGGCAAUUGGAGAAAUCUCUAUCCAGAUGGGUAUAGAAAUGCAGCCUUAUAUUCCAAUGGUCUUGCACCAGCUUGUAGAAAUAAUUAACAGACCCAACACACCAAAGACGUUGUUAGAGAACACAGCAAUAACAAUUGGUCGUCUUGGUUACGUUUGUCCUCAAGAGGUGGCCCCCAUGCUACAGCAGUUUAUAAGACCCUGGUGCACCUCUCUGCGAAACAUAAGAGACAAUGAGGAAAAGGAUUCAGCAUUCCGUGGGAUAUGUACCAUGAUUACGGUCAACCCCAGUGGAGUAGUCCAAGACUUUAUUUUUUUUUGUGAUGCUGUUGCAUCAUGGAUUAGCCCAAAAGAUGAUCUUCGAGACAUGUUCUGUAAGAUUCUUCAUGGAUUUAAAAAUCAAGUUGGGGAUGAGAAUUGGAGGCGUUUCUCUGACCAGUUUCCUCUUCCCUUAAAAGAGCGCCUUGCAGCUUACUAUGGAGUUUAACCUCAUGCACUGUAGCUGCAGUCCCAUAAUUAGAGGUCCUUCAGUCUGGGAGACUAUGAGGGAGCCUCUGCACCCAGGGAAAAUGUUACCCUUUACUGGGGGGAAGGGUAAACCAGUAGGGAAUACAGUACAAUCCCAACCCUACUGGGAGGGGCGGGAGGGAGGUGUUGCCGUCACUGUAUUAAGUCGAUGUUGGGAAAUGUUUUAACAUCUGGAGCCUUUGUGGGUGGAAAUCUGUCUCCUAUUACACCUCUGCACUGGAUGUGAAGAAGAAAAAAAAAAAAGAAUCUAGUCACAAAACAGCACAUUCUGGAAUAUUGUGGGGAUUUAUACCAAAAUAAGAAACCAUAUAAUUGAACCAUAGGGAUACGUAAAGAGGAAAAAUAUUUUGCGCACAAUAAAGGAAACCUAAGAAUGGGGGUCACAAACAGUAAAAGGCUUUCUUUUUUGUUUUCUGUUUUUUUAAGUAAGGGUUUUCUACAUUAUUUCAUCCUGCUUGGUGGGAUUCCUAGGUAUUUGCAUGUUAAUGAAGAACUACACAAACGAAGUUAGUACAGUUAAAAUGCAGUUUGUGUCUGUAUUAGGAACAGGCACUUGCAGUGUACAGUAUAGAAACCCCAUCGUAAAAUAAUAAAGGUUAACUUGGACAAAAUGAAGCAACCUUCAAGCUGCCAAAUAAGUCACUCCUUUCAUUUUUGGGGUAAAGGAGAGGGACACUGCAAAGGAAAGAUUGACAUCUUAAUUUUUACAUUAAGAAAAACAACCAAGGUAGUGGAUAUGAUUUUAUUAUUGUACUUUGUUAGUUUUGAUUUCUAGAGUAAGGCAUUAUCUUAACUUGCAGUUUUAAGGUUCAGGCAUGCGUUCUGGCUCAUAGUGAUCAGAAGUAAUUUUAAUUAGUGGGAAGUAGCAUGCUUGCAUCACAUAGAGUGAAAUUGGUAUACAUUUUACCUAUGUUGCGCCAGUUUUGUGUUGCAGUUUACCAAUUCAAUAUAACCCUGCAUUUUAAAUUCCUUUCUAAGAUUCAGUGGAAUUUAUUUUUAUUAAGAAUAUAGAUAUAAAGUACUGUAGUUAACAAUUAGGCCUUGAAAUACCUUUUUAGGAUCUGUUAAGAAUAAGAUUGAUAUUGUAUUGUGUGUAACCUGCACAAUGUGGAAAGCUGAUAUAGCUGUGCAAAAUAUUUGCCUCUGUGCUGUCAGUGUGAUGUGCUUUCUGCAUGGUUAUAUACUAGUGAUUUUAUCAGAAUCUCUAAAAUGAGUUACAUGGUAAGACCCGUUAAAGGCUGCAUAAAUGUUAGUUGGCACGUAAAGACAAUUGUAGAAGUUGAUGACAAGAUUGCUAUAUUUGUGUUUAUUCCCACUCAACGUAUUACCUUCUACGCUUUCUUUUUGUUCAAAGCAUGAUCUUAAAGAGAUGUUUAAGUUAAUGGAUGUAAUGCAGGGUAUCUACACUGUAUUGGCGCAUGUUGGUGGCCCUUUGUGAUGUAGUUAAAUGCACAAGGGUGCAAGUUUAAAGCUACAGAGUGAAAGUUGGUUUGGAUCCUCUUCAUUUCAUUUGUUUAGCUUUUCUGUUGUGUUUUUUUUUUCUCUACUUACAUGUAUUCCUGUGAAUAAAUCCUUGUUAAGUUAACGCUUUA
Messenger RNA from Catharus ustulatus (Swainson's thrush), 4604 nucleotides. RefSeq names its product transportin 1 (gene TNPO1). NCBI's taxonomy places the organism in Eukaryota, Metazoa, Chordata, Aves, Passeriformes, Turdidae. The record is from RefSeq and is a predicted model, not a curated record. Gene Ontology annotation, molecular function: nuclear import signal receptor activity; small GTPase binding. Gene Ontology annotation, cellular component: cytoplasm; nucleus. Gene Ontology annotation, biological process: protein import into nucleus. The coding region runs from base 299 to 2971 and encodes 890 amino acids. The transcript has 26 exons.